Molecule: messenger RNA, 1965 nt
Organism: Glarea lozoyensis ATCC 20868
Lineage: Eukaryota; Fungi; Ascomycota; Leotiomycetes; Helotiales; Helotiaceae
Exons: 1
Coding region: 1-1965 (654 amino acids)
Source: RefSeq, a predicted model, not a curated record
AUGGGAGGUCUCGACGUUGCAGGUGUGAUCGGUACCUGGGUAGCAGCUGGGCUUGCACUGAUUGCACUGCUCGGUAUCGUGGGGCCGAUUUUGAUUUGGCGCGCAUCCAGAACUGAGAGACAAAAAGCGAUUGUUGCAAUUGGCCUACACAACUAUGGCUAUGUUUCCAAGGGAAUUCCGGUUUGGCCUGGCGUGCGAUUGAUGCAGAGAGUCCGGGCACCUCGGAUUCAUGUUGCGAGGACAUUCAAGACUGACGAGUGGAAGAGUUUCGACACGAAUAGAAUGUCAAUCGUUGGUGCUAAAGCUCCGGAUUCUACUGCGUCUUGGGUGGAAUUCGGUGCUUUUCUUGGUGGCUAUGGUGUCAAGUUCGAAACAGAUAGUAAUAUAACCGUCAGCAACGCGGCUGCCUAUCUUCCUGUUAGCAAAACAUUUUUGGCGAUUUUCGCGCUCAUGGGUCGCUUCUCUGAUGAACCAGACAGACGACGCAAGGUCAGAGGAAGCGGAGUCCGAACGUGGGAUCGACGGGUAUCGAGGAGACUUUCGACUAACGAGAUUGAAAUUUCCGUACUGAACGGACAGGGACGACUCCCUGCUGGUGUAGCUGUUCGUCAAGAACGAGUAAUUCAUGGUCUGACUGGGUCUCUGUAUUUCAAGAGCCCUGAGCACGAACCUGUUGCAGGGGAUAUCGUCAAAUCUUCAUGGUCGGUAGCCUUUGUUGGGGAGUCACUCCUUGAACCUCUUCAAAUUGCACCGGACUCUCUUGGCCUUGAAACUAUUGGUAUGCUGUGCCUCGGUUUCUUACCGUUCAAUAAAGACUGUUUCGUGAACGUACUUGAUCCUUUAUCCGAUGACGACAAUCGGAGCGAGAAUAGUACAGAUUCUGAUAGUGAUCGGGUUGCAAGAGGGUUCAGAGUGAGGCGGCACUCAGAGAGAACCAGGGUACGUGAUGCUUUCGAUGUUGAGGCUCCUAAAAGAAGAGCAAGACUAGGAUCGGUGCUUCGAUUCAAAUCCAAUAGUAACGAGCCAGAGGUCAACGUCGUCGCGUACGAAUUAUUGGCAAUUACUGUGACUGAAGCUGAAAUUCUCAAGGGUCUUCCUAGACAAGAGAAUACGAAAUGUCUUGCCCUCUACGAGAUGACACUAGAUGCAAAGACACGAUCUGAGCUCCGUGACCUGGACGAUCAAAGUUACAUACCGGCUUCAGAACCUUGGCUUCGUCUGAAAAGAAGUCUGCCAAAAUACAUGGGACCUUGUGUUGUGCACUUCAUCAAACGAGCAGAUGCUCAGAUGAUAGCGAAAGGGUUACUUGAGAUUAUUUGGCACCAAGAAGGAUAUUUAAUCCCAGGCUUAGGUAACCACGACGAAUGGGCGAAAGUGUUGGAAUUGCUCUGCUCCAUUUCGGAGCGUACACGUCCGUUCCUGAUUCGACUCAAAGAGGGGGUGUCGGCCUUGGACAUGAGCUCCAGGGAUGAACAAGGCUUUUUAGCUGUAGCUGAGCCAGUCAUUCGUCGAGCAAUCUCUACACCUACAAGACGUUCAUUGCUGGAGGUUUUGUUUGAUCUCGAUGAAUUUCUCAAACCACUACAGCACGACCGACCCGAGGUCCAACAAAUGGUGGGCAUUUUAAUGUUGACGAACAAAGAAUUCACCGAGCUAGUUUAUCAAUCUGCUCGACAUAUGACCCAUUCCUCUCAAGUUCGGAUUGAGCUCGACUUACGCGCUGGCACUAUGGUAAUCCCAAGUACAUUUGGGACUACACAGACUUUCGAGCUGGAUAUGGAAGUUUUAUAUGGAGACAAUCUUCAGUUGGGUGCUUUGGGAAAGAUUUCGGCUAAGCAUUCAGACAUCCUCAAAGCAGCUUUGAGAGCUUAUGUGAGGAGUCUUAUGCUGGCGAGUUGUUAUGAUGCGGAGCCUUUGACUGAGUGUUUGGAGAGUAUCACGUCGGAUACGCUCUACAUGGCUUGA